AUGAGCUACUCCGAUACCCAAGAUAAACCAGAGCGUCGUAGUCUUGUAUGCAGAGAUACGAAUGAGACCAAAAUCCAAAUUGCCAUGUCUUUAAAUGGAGGACAUGUCGAAAUCAAGAACUCGUUGUUUCCAGACAAGAUAACAGAGGAUGUGGCAACCCAGGCGACGAGCUCGCAAGUCAUCGAUAUACACACUGGUGUGGGAUUUCUUGACCAUAUGAUUCAUGCCUUGGCCAAACAUUCUGGCUGGUCCUUGAUUGUCGAAUGUAUAGGAGACUUGCACAUCGAUGACCACCACACAACUGAGGACUGCGGCAUUGCUCUUGGUCAAGCAUUCAAAGAAGCUAUGGGUGCAGUGCGCGGUGUCAAGAGAUUUGGAUGUGGGUUUGCACCUCUCGACGAAGCACUUUCGAGAGCAGUGGUAGAUUUGUCGAAUAGGCCUUUCGCAGUCAUUGAUUUAGGCUUGAAAAGAGAGAAAAUUGGCGAUUUAUCAACAGAGAUGAUUCCACACUUUCUAGAAAGUUUUGCCGAGGCCGCUAGAAUCACCUUACAUGUCGACUGUCUGAGAGGGUUCAACGACCACCACAGAAGCGAAAGCGCCUUCAAAGCGUUAGCCGUGGCCUUGAGAGAAUCCCUCUCUAGCAACGGUACAAAUGAUGUUCCUUCAACAAAAGGUGUGCUGAUGUAA
Lachancea nothofagi CBS 11611 is the source of this 687-nucleotide messenger RNA. The record is from the annotation of a GenBank genome assembly. Lineage: Eukaryota; Fungi; Ascomycota; Saccharomycetes; Saccharomycetales; Saccharomycetaceae.